Molecule: messenger RNA, 2401 nt
Organism: Salmo salar (Atlantic salmon)
Lineage: Eukaryota; Metazoa; Chordata; Actinopteri; Salmoniformes; Salmonidae
Biological process (GO): regulation of transcription by RNA polymerase II
Cellular component (GO): nucleus
Molecular function (GO): DNA-binding transcription factor activity, RNA polymerase II-specific; RNA polymerase II cis-regulatory region sequence-specific DNA binding
Source: RefSeq, a predicted model, not a curated record
ACCAAAUUCCAAAGACUAAGUAAACGGAAGUAAACAUGGUCAAGAACAAUUUUCACGUUUGUGUUUUUGUCAUUUAGACAUUUUAACAACCAUGGAAUUCAAAAUAUGACGAAUUUAACUGCACAGCACUAAACACUUACCCCAGAUAAUAUUUCAUUCGCGUUGGCGACAGGACUUGGAUGAUAGAUGUUAACGUUAUCUAGUAAGUAACGCUAAUUUAGCUGCUAACAAUGGCCAUGGUUUUUCACACUCAAAUAGCCUCCAUCAUGGAGGUGCUAGCGAAUGCAGCCGUGGCAGAGAUCUGUAAACUCGUAGACGACGACUAUGCAGUGUUUCGUUUGGAAAUAACUCAAAGCCAGAAAGAAAACACGACAUUGCGGAGGAAACUUCAGCUAAUCGAACUGAAGGUGGCACGGGAGCGCGCAGAGAAGACAAUGCGAGAGCGCGUCCUCGCCAGUCGUCCCAAGAUCCUCGAACGAUUCAGAGGAAUGGCAAGAGGUGAAGGACAUCUCACUGGAGGCCACAGAAGCUUUGUGAAGCCAGCAGGACACAAUACAUGGAGAGAUGACCAACCAAUCACUGUUGACGAUGGGAGUGGAACCUCAACCCAGCACGUUAUCGUGAUAGAGCCUGAAGAUGCAAGUCCUGGGGUCAAGCUGGAGAGGUCUGAAGGAGAGGAGGACCCACGACACAGCAGAGACAUCCAGACUGGAGUGGCCCCCCCUGUAGCCACGGAGGACCCCACCACUGCCCCAGAGCUGCCCAGGACCCGACGCAGAAUCACGGAGGAGGAGGACGGUCCAGAGGUGCUGCUGGUGAAGGAGGAGGAGGGCCUGGGGAACCCUGAGGGGACCAUAAUCAUGGAGGACAACCAGACUACACCACCUCCUGAAUCCACAGAGGAACCAGCUGAGCAGCACAGGACCACACACAGUUUCACUGAGUCAGUAGACAUGGAGGAUGGGAAGCCUGAUCUGCUGCUGGUCAAAGAGGAGACAAUAGAAGACGGACCAGAGAGCAUUGACCUGCUGAGUGGACUAAAGACAGGGGAGCAAGGUGGUUGGCUGGAAGUUAACAGAGGAGACUGGACGGCCAUUUUGGAUUGCCAGACCGGUGCAGUCAAGGGCCCAGGGGAGAACGUCACUGAGCAGGCCAGGUCCAGUAGCGACAUAGUCGAGGUCUGUGGAUGGGACAGCGUCCUCAACUCUGGGCCUGGGAUCAACACUGUUAACCAGAAACAAACAGCCGAACACAAAACCACAACUGAACUUAGUCUCCAUGACAACAGACUGGCUGAGACCACAGCGAGGCGUAGAUUUGGUCUGCGGGGACGGGGAGGUGUCCGUAUGCGGUUGGAGAGAACAGACACAGACUCGGCUAGCGAUGCUCCGUCCUGCUCCUAUAGUUGUGAUUCAGAGAGACUGAUGGAGCCUCAGGUUAACCCCCUAACAGAUGCUGCCUUCAGCCUGCCUUCUAUAGGAUCCAUCAACUGGAACAUGAACGCUGUGACAACACAGACACUCCCUGGCCUUCAUCCUCCUCACACUCUCCUUAAGUUAAACCAGACCUCAGACAAUGCUUCAACACUAAAUGGCUACACAAGCCCAUUGACAAAUGACAGUAGUAGAGACGGAAUCGGUAAAGAAAAGCGCUUCCCGUGUUCGUUCUGUGGGAAAGCUUUCAGUUUCCCCAAACAGGUGGAGAUCCACCAGAGGAUACACACAGGGGAGAAACCGUUCGGCUGCCACCUGUGCCGGGCCCGUUUCUCCAGAUCGACCCACCUGAAGAGGCAUCAGAGGGUCCACACAGGGGAGAAACCCUACAGCUGCCCCCAGUGUGAGAAAAGGUUCUCCCACCAGCACAAUAUGAAAGUGCACCUGAAGGUCCACACGGGAGAGGCCGCUCGCCUGUACGCACUGCGGGAAGAGGUUCUCAGAGAGGAGACACGUCAGGAUACACCAGCAGAAAAUGCACACGACCCAUGUCUAGAGUAUAGGGACAUGUAAUGUAGUGCAAGCAUUUACAAGCAUUUCGCUACACCCGCAAUAACAUUGCUAAACACGUGUAUGUGACCAAUAUAAUUUGAUUUGAUGAUUUAGUACUAGUUCGUUUGGGAUGUAGUAGGGAACUCGAGGAGGUAAACUGAGGAAAUGAGUGUGAUGAGGCAGAGUAGAUGAUAUGGUGUCUGUAAAAGUGCUUCGCUGAUGUAAAGUGACAACCUUGUCCUGUUUGUGUGCAAUGUAAUGUUUUAUCCUUUUCCAAAGUAUUCUAAAAUGUAUUUUAUCAAAGCGAGGGUACUAGAUGUACGGUAAAGUGUUACCAUAGUGAGAAAAGUUAUUCUACUUGUUUUCUUUUUACUUGUCACAUGUAACAUUUUGUGCAAUAAAAGUACUGAACUUCA